CGCAAGUUGGUCAGACGAUCAUGAUGAUUGGUGCCUCUCAUUCACAAACUUCUCGCUCAUUCCGAUGCACCCCACACUACUGUGGUUGGUGUGGUACAGGCUCAUCGCUUGCUCGGGGUGCAUCCGCUUUUUGACCUUUUAUAAACCGCAACGUGACGCACUCCAGAUGCAUUCCCAUCAUACCUUUCUACUCAAGCAGUACUAUAGUUGAUUGUGCCUCUUUGCCCUACUAUGGCUGGCUCCAAGAAACCGGUCAAUAUCUUCCGUCUGAGGAACCUCGGCGACCCGAAGGAGAUCUUCAAUUGGAAGCUAUGGUUCGCCGUUCUCUCCUUUGGCCUGAUGGGCGCAGCUCGCGGAGUGGACGAGGGGUUGAUCUCGGGCGCUUUCAACUCCGCAGACUUCAAACGUACCAUCCAUUACAGCUCCUAUAGCGCGGUCGAACAGACCAAUAUCAAAGCGAAUGUGUCCGCUAUGGUGCAGAUUGGGUCGGUCGGUGGUGCUCUUUUUGCUUUCCUCGUUUGUGACCGAAUUGGACGGAUCUGGGCUACUCGUCAACUGUGCGUCUUAUGGAUCAUCGGCAUCGCCAUCUUCAUGGGAGCCAACGGUAACCUGGGUGCGAUCUAUGCCGGUCGGUUUGUGGCCGGGUUGGGAGUAGGACAAACGGUCGUGGUUGGACCCGUUUACCUGGCUGAGAUUGCGCCUGCAUCUAUCCGAGGCUUGUGUACCUGUGUCUUUACCGGAUUCGUCUAUCUCGGCAUUGUGCUCGCCUACUUCACAAACUACGGCUGCCAAGUGAAUCUCGGAGACAACACCCACAAGCGAUGGGAAAUCCCCACCAGUUUGCACAUCAUCUUCGCCGGCCUGAUCAUCAUCCUCUCGUUCCUCCAAUACGAAUCCCCCCGAUUCCUGAUCAAGAAAGGAAACCCCGAACAAGCCCUGCGUAACCUCGCGCGCAUCCGCAACCUCCCACAAGACCACGAGUAUGUCGUGCGAGAGAUCACCGCCAUUCAGCAAGCCCACCAGGCUGAGCUGGAAGCCACCCUGGGCGCCGGCUGGCUUGGCGUCCUCAAAGAGGCCUUCCUCAUCCCGAGCAACCUGUACCGCCUGUACCUGGCCGCCAUGGCGCAGCUUCUGUCGCAGUGGUCCGGCGCCGGCUCGAUCACGCUGUACGCACCGGAUCUCUUCAAGCUCCUCGGCAUCACGGGCUCCAACGAAUCGCUCCUCGUGACCGCCGUCUUCGGCAUCGUCAAACUGGUCGCAGCCAUCAUCUGCGCGCUCUUCCUCGUCGACGUGAUCGGUCGCAAACGCGCCCUCCUGCUCGGCAUCACCCUCCAGGGCAUCGCGAUGGUCUACAUCGCGGCCUUCCUGACGGACGUCCCGCAAAUGGGCAUCGACGACGCCUUCGUGCUCCCCGACUCGAAGAAGGGCAUCAGCCGCGGCGCCAUCGCGAUGAUCUACAUCUCGGGCGUCGGCUGGGCCCUGGGCUGGAACUCGAUGCAGUACCUCCUGACGGCCGAGCUGUUCCCGCUGCGCAUCCGCGCCCUGGCCACCUCGGCCGCCAUGACCCUGCACUUCGUCAAUCAGUACGGCAACUCGCGCGCCGUGCCCAACAUGCUGCUCGGCACCGGCGACGGCGGCAUCACCCCCAAGGGGACUUUCUGGUUCUUCGCUGCGGUGACCGUGCUGGGUGGCGGGUGGGUGUGGUUCAGCGUGCCCGAGACGGCGGGACGGAGUCUGGAGAGUAUGGAUCGCUUGUUCGAGCUGCCGUGGUACAAGAUCGGGCGGUAUGGGAACCGCGAUGCCGAGCAGCGGGAUCUCGUGGUCAGUGAGAAGCAGGAGCAUGCGGAGGAGCAUUUUGGGACGGCGACGCAUGCGGAGCGCGCGGAUGUUGCGGCCAAGGUGUGAGUUCGUUGGUAGGUAUGGGAGGUGGUGUUGCGGUACGGUGGUGGUCUUUCGGCUGAUACCGAAUUCUGGAUGUGUCUAUUGGGUCAUUGCGGGCUUAUUUGGACUGCAUCCUCCAGUGGCUGUCCCUGGAUACUGGUGCUUGGAGCGGGGUUGGAUAAUACGCCGGUUGGUCAUCUUCGUAGGCUUGUUGCAAUCUAAGAUAUCAGUACUGCGCAUACCAGACAAAAUGCAACACAGCUACCUGUGCGUGAGAACCAAUCCUUCGCAGAGCUCCACAUCUACACCGCGGGCCCCU
Aspergillus japonicus CBS 114.51 is the source of this 2200-nucleotide messenger RNA. Its product is annotated as putative MFS quinate transporter. The coding region runs from base 232 to 1905 and encodes 557 amino acids. Gene Ontology annotation, molecular function: carbohydrate:proton symporter activity. The transcript has 4 exons. Lineage: Eukaryota; Fungi; Ascomycota; Eurotiomycetes; Eurotiales; Aspergillaceae. Gene Ontology annotation, biological process: transmembrane transport; carbohydrate transport. The record is from RefSeq and is a predicted model, not a curated record. Gene Ontology annotation, cellular component: membrane.